AUGUCGCCUGGUGCAGCAAUCGACUACUACGAGAUCCUUAGCGUCGCCUCCACCGCCACGCAACAGCAGAUCCGUGAAGCCUACAAACGCGCUGCACUCCAAUCCCACCCCGACCGCGUCCCACACACCGACCCCAGCCGCCCCACACGGACAAAAAAGUUCCAACAAGUCAACGACGCCUACUACACACUCAGCGACCCUGUGCGCCGCCGCAACUACGACGCCACGCGCGCCUACCAGCGCGCCAACGCCAAUGCCUUCCACACGCCGCCGCACCCCGACGCACACUGGGAGGACGCCCAGUUCAGCGAUGUGUUUGAGGAGAUGAUGCGCGACGAGGGGUUCGCGGGCGGCGAAUCCACGGACACUGCCACCGCCCCGCGGGGUAAGUCGCUCUGGGGCAUCAUCGGCGGGUUGAGUGGUGGGGCGCUCGGCUUCAUCGUGGCAAAUGUCCCCGGGCUGGUGGCGGGGGCCGUGGCGGGGAACCGCCUGGGGGCCGUGAGAGAUGCAAAGGGCAAGAGCGUGUAUGAGGUGUUCCAGGAGCUGCCGCAGAGCGAUCGUGCAAAGUUGUUAUCAGACCUUGCGUCGAGGGUGUUGGCGCACGCGGUUGGUUAA
Messenger RNA from Morchella importuna, 615 nucleotides. RefSeq lists its product as uncharacterized. The transcript is spliced from 5 exons. The record is from RefSeq and is a predicted model, not a curated record. Bases 1 to 615 code for a protein of 204 amino acids. Lineage: Eukaryota; Fungi; Ascomycota; Pezizomycetes; Pezizales; Morchellaceae.